Molecule: messenger RNA, 375 nt
Organism: Fopius arisanus
Lineage: Eukaryota; Metazoa; Arthropoda; Insecta; Hymenoptera; Braconidae
Gene: ubl
Product: Ubiquitin-like protein 5
Exons: 3
Coding region: 35-256 (73 amino acids)
Biological process (GO): mRNA splicing, via spliceosome; protein modification process
Cellular component (GO): cytoplasm; nucleus
Molecular function (GO): protein binding; protein tag activity
Source: RefSeq, a predicted model, not a curated record
UCUGAUAUUCGUCGAAUCUUUUUUUCAAGGGAGAAUGCUAGAGAUAACUUGCAACGAUCGCCUGGGGAAAAAGGUUAGAGUGAAAUGCAAUCCAGAUGAUACCAUUGGAGAUCUCAAAAAAUUAAUUGCUGCACAAACUGGAACUCAUUGGGAGAAAAUUGUGCUGAAGAAGUGGUACACUAUUUACAAAGAUCACAUCAAACUCCAGGAUUAUGAAAUUCACGACGGGAUGAAUCUGGAGUUGUACUAUCAGUAGAAUUUAAAAAUAAAUCGAAUUUAUAUCUCCACAUUUUGUUUAUUUAAUUAAUAUCGACUCUGUACUCACCACAGUUUUGUAAGAGAUAAUAAAUCAUGAAUAUAUUUUUUUAAUUUUAA